Pomacea canaliculata is the source of this 6619-nucleotide messenger RNA. RefSeq names its product RNA polymerase II-associated protein 3-like. Gene Ontology annotation, molecular function: protein binding. NCBI's taxonomy places the organism in Eukaryota, Metazoa, Mollusca, Gastropoda, Architaenioglossa, Ampullariidae. The record is from RefSeq and is a predicted model, not a curated record.
CACAACAAUUUCCUUAGACUGUCCAGGUCGUAUUUAAUUUGCACAUCUCCGUUUUCAUACACACCAUAAAUCUCUGGCCAUAGUUGUCCAUACUCGGUUCAGAUUUUAUCCCAGCCGAGAUGAUUGUCCCUCUCGAGUUGUGGACCACUGACAUAAUCCAAUAGUUCAGAACCUGUAUACGAUCUGCACAGACACAUAUUCCUCUCUGAGAAUAUGAAAUACACACGAUGAAAAAUCACUCUGCUGUCAUUAGAAUGAGCGUGGUUUGACGGUUUCUUCGGCUCCACAAAGGUCGUGGUAGAAUACCGCACAAGAGGAGUACUCCACAGUCGAGAGACGAGGCACAGGUGUGUUCUCCGGUCGAGGCCUUAAAGGUCGUCGACUGUCCUUUAGUCCCACAAGAGACGAACCAUGCGCAUGCACCUGCGCCACGUUGAAAUAAGGAAGCUUCGACUCUUACACACCGCACUGGGUGUGUGGUAGAAUAUGCUCGUGCAGUUCACUGGUCUUGCAACUAGAGACCGCUCCUUAUCUUUCUGGGAAAACAGUCCUCCAGGUAAACUCUUUCCGGGGAAUAAUCUCGUUACUAUACAGUUUCUGCACAUUUAUGUUUUAUGCAUUCAAUCGUUGACCCAAAAUUUACAACAGUUUUUUUGAACAGUUUCAUUUUUACACCAAAAACAUCAUGAAGAAAAAUUUACUACUUUACCUCACCUAGGCAAGGAAAGUUAUCCUUCUGCCCAGUUACCUCGAGUGUCAAGUUUCUAGUUUCCCGCCAAACUUUGCUAGUGAACACUGUUCUCUAGUUUUCUCCAAUGUUCUUUAACCCUUUCACUGUUAACAUACUUUCACAUCUUCCCAUUCAUACGCCCUAUUACAUCAGCUUAGUGGGUUACAAAAGGUUAACACUUCAUGAGGGGUGGGGUUUGGGGUGUGAAAACACGAACAUGUCAAUGACAAGAAUAACUGAGACAAAUCUUAAUAAUAAACGUGUGAUUUAUAUAGGACACAAUCAUGCACACGAAGGUGCAUGCUCUCAGAUUAAUAUAAUUGCUUUAACCCACCCAAAAAAGCUAUGCUAUACUACUGUCAAUAGUGGUAACAAUGGUGGCAAUUAAAGCCAUCCAAAUUCUAGAUUCAUAUAAAAAAUGUAAAGAGCAUAAACUGGAUAACAUCCCCUGAAAAGUAAUAAAAACCAAAAACCCCAUAAACUCUACCAUAAAUGGAUUAAUAAGAUUGCUAGUAUUUAUAACCAUAAAAUAAAUUUAAAAUAUCUCUAAAAUAAACCAUAGGAAAUAUGGGGUUCCUUCACAACUUAACAUAAGGUAGGGUAAAAGCAAAUAAAUAAAAACUCUAAAUCUUUUUUUUCAAAAAAAAAACAACUUUACAAACUGUAAAGAUUGGGCCAAACCAUGUAAAUACCAGAUUUAUAAAGAUAGCAACAAUAUUAAAAAUUGAAAAAUAUAACAAUCUGAGAAUUGAGAGUAUUACUCCUGAAAUCAAGAUUGUUGUUUUAAAGAUUUUCAUAUUUUGUGACACAAUAAUCAAAUAUUAAAUAAAUAGCAAAAAAUGCAUUUUUAAGUGGCUACAAUGAAAAUGUUGAUUUAAAUCGACUUUUUAAAAACAUACCAUUAUUUCAAAAUUUAUUUUACUGUAUUCUAAAUCACACCUAAUUGAUUUUAGUGUCUUUGUAAAGUACACACUCAUUUUGAUAUCUUUGAAAGUCUUGGAGACGUGUGGUCAAAAAUUGUACCCCUAAAACUGCGAAGGACAAAAAGAAAAUUUUUUCUUAAAAGCCAAUUACAGCCAAAAUAAUGCUUAGCUCAACAAGCCAAUUUCCUACAACUGUAGAUAAUUUAUGUCUGAGCAAGACUACAAAAUUACUGUAGCUGUAACCUUUCCUGAUAUUGCGUUAAGUAAACACUGUUGCCCAAAAAUGUGAUUUUCAGAAAGCCAGUUUUCAUUUAAGGGUAACUUGUGACAAAAAACAAUAACCUACAGCGUUUAUUUCUUUCACUGGCCAUUUAACUCAAGCCUAGCAUCCCAGGGCUAUAGGUCUCACCCUCACUCCUUUCUUGUUGUGCAGCAAUCAGCUUCUUUUUCUUUUGUUUUUCUUUCCUUCGUUGUUUUGCUUCAGGCAGUGCUUCAUUAUCUGCUUUCCUACAUCGUUUUCUAUCUUGAUGUUCUUGGUAGGCCUGUAAAAUAAUAGAUGGAACAACGUCUAGCUGUUUCAUUACUUGUGACAGGUGGGAAGAACCUGAUUAAAGUGUGAAACAGCAGAUGCAACGGCAGCUUUUACUCGUGAGGCUCCUACAAAGGUGGUCUUUGGACAUCUAGCCCAUAUUACAGAGUUCAGGGAUUCAUUUGCAUUCUGAGUAAGUCCAUGCUGCAUCCUUCUGAGAAGAUUCAGAUCAGACAUUCUCUCGUAGAUAGGGUAGAUGGCCCGUGCAACUUCAUAAGAAAUAGGCGUUUUGAUUUUCUUUUUGUGGCUUUGUGGGGUCUCUCCUUUAGCCGCUGCUCUGUUAUAAAAACACCAUGAACUGGAGCCAUUUGGACACAUAUGGUGCUGUGGGUUUUCAUCUGUAGACAUACAAUGCAGCAAAGAUGCCCAAAUAGCUUCGUUUCAUUCCAUCAGGGUUCCCAAGGUGUUCGUUCACAGCAUUCCUGUAGUAUGUUUGUAAUACAUUACAAGUGUGCACAGUCAAGGAACCAAACUUUUUUCCUCCAAGCUUUUCCUCCUUCGCCUUCUUCCUAAGAGCUGUUCCAAUUCUCUUGUGACAAUGGUUAACACAUUCUAGCUUUUCUAUUUUUGUAUCACCAUAUGCCUUUGCAUCAAUCACUGCUUUGUGUGCGAUGGAAUCGCCAUCUGAAAGCAUUCUAGAGUAGCGCAUGUUAUGUUUUUCUAUUGACCUAGUCCACAUUCUGACUGCUGCCUCUUUCUCCAUGGCUUUUGAAGAGCCCUUAAAAUUUAUUUUGCAGUCUGCUUGAUGUUUCUGCUUCCACUCAGCUCUUUCAGAAUCAGACAUAUCUUUAGCCUUAUUGUGUUCACAUGCUAAGCAGUACUUUGAAAGAACUUCAUAAUCUAAAACUAAACCUGUCAUAACUUCAAUGACUAUUCCUACUCCAUAAUUUGAGGCAAAGCCUCUUUUAUGCCACGUUCCAUCAAAAGAAACCAUAACAUCAAGUGGCUGGUUACUACUGCAAACAUUAUCACUGUCACCUAUAUUACAACCAUCCAAGUCGGCAUAAACUUUCCUCACUGCUUCAGCAGAUGCAUUCAACACAUUAUCACUAACAUUAACAUGGGCUUCACCAACGUGCUUUGUGAGUUUCUCAUAUGUCGUGCUAUGCAUGCCUGGGAUAUUUACAAGAGCUGAACAUUUUUUUAAACGCUGCAUAACCUAGACCCAGCUCAUUAAAACAAACAACCAUAGCAUUAUUUACAUCAAACCCCUUGUUUGCUUGUUCGCUGUUACUUUUUCGCGAACAGGAGUAUUUUUUAGCAACAAACGGGCAUCUCUGACACUUAAUAUGUAUUUGUCUUGAAUAACCCAUUCUCUCUCCAAAAUAGACAUCAAAACUACCUUCAGUCCCACACUCAGAACAAGUGAACAUAGCAAACAGAUCUUUCAAUGUUUCUAACUCUAUGAUACACCGCUCUUUCGUCUCUACGUCCUUGACAGCGUCGGUCGGGCCAAUCUUUUCUUUCACAAGCUUGAGUUUUCGUCUAGAUGCUGAAGUCAAGUUUACAAAGUCGUCAACAUUGUCAGAAAUAGUCGUCCUUGCGAUUGAUAUCUCAGUCGGCGAGUCGGUGAUUUUCGUUCCAUGUGACUCUUCAUAUUUUAGUUUGUCUCUUGCCUUCUGCCAUCGCGCCUUCGCCAAUUUUUGAGCUCUCUCCUUUUUUCUCUGCACAUAUGUUUUUUUCUUACUCGGAUAGAUUGAAAUGCCGUCAGAAACCUCCACGGUCGCUUCUGCCACAAAGGAAGUCGACGCACUUUCAGCCAUCUUGAUGAGAAAGGAAAUCGUCGCUGCUCAAAGGGAAGAAACCGAUCGUAGCGCCAAUUUCAAAAUAAGGCAAUUUCUGUCAGCGACUCUCGAUGAGGGUAGCCACCACAACCUUACAUCAUAGAAGUCUGUGGUAGCUACUAAUCUUCGGAAAUAACGAAGCCAGUUGUAGCUUAUAUGUGUAUCAUACGUAGAGUAAUGCAGGGGAGAGAAUACGAUACGAAGCGUCUGUCUUCGCUCCUAGUGCGACAUUGUGGAUUUUUCGGCAUCAGGUUGAGAAGAAAAGAGGUUAGGGUAGGUGUAAGCAAUGAUUUUUAACUUAAAAAAAUACCUUCAUUAAUCGGAACCUCAUUUAUAAGAUAUCAAGGUACGAAGAUCUAUUCUUAUCUCAGAUUCGACUACGAGACCCCAAAUUCGAUCAGGACUCGCCUCUCACCUUUGUAACGCACAGUUAAAAAAACAAACAAACAAAAAAACAAACAGUAAGUAAAGUUGAAUAGAAGUCUAGAAUAUAGGAAUAGGUCAACAUUAUGGGUCUGGCAACCAGUCCAGUUGACCACCACUGAGGACUUGACAUGCCUUUUGGAGAAUGAGACAACAAAAACAGAUGAGCCUCAGAGGGAACCAGUAAAUGUAAACACCACCUGCGGCAUCACGGAACAACUCUCCUCCCACACCUAUCCUGACCCCUUAUAUCCUCCGCUCUCCCAUAUUCACCCAGAUCCCCAUUCUCACGCAAAGCGAAAUCGCUUUUGGGUGAAAAAAAACACUUUUCCUCUUUUUAAAAAAAAAGGAGGGGGGGAUGUCUGAACACAUGACACCGCCAUCUUAGCCAUGAGGACGCUAAAUGGUUGCUCCCUUGAAACAUUCCGCAAUUUCUAGCAGCCACCACACAAACUCGCACAUUUGAACAGUUUCUUAAACUUUGAAAUAUUGAAGAUGGCAAAACUGGGACUUUCUCCUCACGAGGAAAAGAUGGUGCAGUUACAGUACCAAUUAAGAGAAAAUCAGCAAGAAUUGCAGGACGUAUUGUCGGAUCUUGGAAACUGGGAAGACCAAAUAAAAACGAAAGAAGAGGAGUUGAAAAAGAAGAAAUCAUCCGAACAGCUAGAGAAAUUACCACCAGUUAGAAACAGCCUCGAUAAGAAGAAACUAAAGAAAAAGAAGGAAUCAAAAUCAUCCAAGAAACCAAAAAGGAUUAGUGGAGGUGAUUUCAGAGCCUGGGAUAAAUACGAUGUGGAUAAAGCUCUUCAGGAGAUUGACCAAAGUGAAGAAAAAUCAUCAUCAGAGUAUGAGACUGAUGAAGAAUGGGAAAUAGAGAGAAAGAAGCAGUUAGCCAAUGAAGAGAAAAAUAAGGGAAACUCACACUUGAAUGCAGGGGCUUAUGAUGUAGCAAUUGAAUGUUACACACGUGGCAUGGAGCUUGAUCCAACCAAUCCACUACUGCCAGCAAACCGUGCCAUGGCUCUUUUGAAACUUCAGAAGUAUGGGGCUGCAGAGAUGGACUGCCACACAGCAAUAUCCUUGGAUCCACUGUACGUGAAAGGAUACCUCCGACGUGCUGCGGCACGCAUUGGUCUGAACAGACUGUCAGAGGCACUUGCUGAUUACAACCGUGUGCUUCAGUUGGAGCCGACAAAUAAACAGGCUAAAUCAGAAAUUGAAAGACUUGAAAAGGAGCAGGAAAGAGAUAAGGAUCAAACACCAUCUAAAACAUCUUUGGAAACAACCGAGAGCUGUGUAGUGAAGCCCAUUUAUAAAGUGCCUGAAGAAAGAUCAAAAAAACCGCUUAGGCGACUGGAGAUCCAGGAAAUUGGUGUAGAGCAGAACACCAAACAGAAAGAAGCGAUAGCUAAGGUUGUGGCCACCCAGAGUACUGCAAAGAAAGAAAUGGAAGCUAGAGACAAGGAGAUGUUUGAGCACUUUGUUGGACAUUCUGCAUGUGGUGUUACUGACACAGCCAAGACAAUAAGCAGAGACUUAGAGAAUACAGAGAUGCAAGCCACUUGUGAGGAUAAUACUGCAGAGCAUUGUGAAAAAAAGAAUGAAAGUGUAGAAGAAUAUUCAGACUUAAACCCAGCAGCUGUUGAUACUGCUAUCAAAAAGUCAGAUAUUUCCAGGAAAAGAACACAUUCUACAGACCUAAAACCAGUCCCCCUGCAAACUCACACAGGUGGCUCAGCAUCAUUAGCAGCAGUUCUAGAAAAGGAUCCUCCACAAACAUCCUUUCAGUUCCAAGCUGACUUUAAAGUGCUUAAAAGUGACUUGCAUGCAUUUUAUAACUACUUCAAGAGAAUCGACCCUGCUCAGUAUUCCAAACUUUUUGGUCAGAGCUUAGAGGCACCAGUCCUUCUCACGAUUGUUGAUGCCAUCAAAGAACACUUCAUUCCAUCUGGGGAAGAUUUCUAUCAUCAGCUCAAGGAACUCAGCGAAGUGAAGCGUUUUUCUAUGACUGUAAUGUUCCUUUCAAGCAAAGAAAAACAAGGCCUGAAGGACAUUUUCCAGCACUUACGGAUGAUGAAUUCAUAUUCUGCAGCAGAUAUUGAAGCCCUGGCCAAGAAAUAUGAAGUCUGAUGGGAAAAAUUAAGAUAUUUUGAAUCCUAAAAAAUGAACA